Drosophila mauritiana is the source of this 2125-nucleotide messenger RNA. RefSeq names its product forkhead transcription factor HCM1. Gene Ontology annotation, biological process: regulation of transcription by RNA polymerase II; cell differentiation; anatomical structure morphogenesis. The record is from RefSeq and is a predicted model, not a curated record. Gene Ontology annotation, molecular function: RNA polymerase II cis-regulatory region sequence-specific DNA binding; DNA-binding transcription factor activity, RNA polymerase II-specific. Bases 648 to 1979 code for a protein of 443 amino acids. Lineage: Eukaryota; Metazoa; Arthropoda; Insecta; Diptera; Drosophilidae. The transcript is spliced from 5 exons.
AAAGAAUCAAGCCUUAAAAUUUUUAUUUACAUAUGUAAGUUAUGUGUUGCCAUGAUUUUUAAACAGUAAUGUACACAGCAAUGCAUUCGUUUCUAUUUCUUAUAAUUCAAAAUCCUAAUAACAGAACGGCAGUCAAACUUUUUUUUUUUUUAAAAGCCUGUGGUCGAAAUUGUGGUAUAAGGGUAUAUGAGGACAAGUGGUUGAAGAUUUUAACGAAAAGUGGUGGAUAUAGUGCAAACCUAAGAGCAUAUGGCCACCUUAAUGGUAACAAAAUGUAUGGCUAAAUAGGGUUGUUGCUGAGAACUUUUUGGAUGUCGGAGAAUUUGUGGCCGCAUUUGUAUCGAAAAAGUCGGCUGGGGCAUGAAAUCGACUAACUAUAUACUAAAACGAGACCGACUACAUGAGUCCUUGACCACCCGAGCGAGAACCACUUCGACCCUAUAAGCCCGAGAGUGAUUUCCUAACCUCAAACAAUUAUUUUUGUUGUAAAAAUGAGGGUUGCUCCUAGACUACAGAUACAGGUGCAACGGUAGAGAGUAGCCUUGCAGUACAAUUCAAGCGGUUCAUUCGAUACAGUUUAAUUAAAAAGGCUAAGAGUAAUAUAAAAAUAAAAACUAGUACAGCCAAAUAAACAAGAAAAACGGGAUAUGUCAUACCACAUUACUUCUUCGGCAACACGGAAUGUUACAUUACAAUCAUGUAUGGAAGAGAAUUCAUUCUCACAAGAAGCAGAGGACUCCGACGAGGAACGCGAGCUAACCAACCUUAAUUGGCUUUUGAGGAAUCAAAAUUUAACUUGGCCGAAAACCAUUGAUUACAACCCAACCGAUAUUUUAAAUUCGAAAAGGAACGCAGAACCAACUCACAAGUCAAGAGACCAUGAUAAACAUAUCAAAAUGUUUUAUUCUACGCGUGAACGCACAGAUAAAAUAUCCCAUAUAAUUUUAGGGGCUAAUGCGCAAAAAUCUAUAACAAAGAGACCAACUGCGUCAGAACGCUUUGAAACAUUCGUCAAUAAAGUUAAAAGAGACUUAACAGAAUAUGAAAAGUUGGCUAGCAAGUAUGAAACCGACGUGACCGAGAAACCGCCUUUUAAUUAUUCACAUAUAAUUGGAAUGGCUAUGUUACAAAAUGGGCGAAUAACUUUACAACAAUUAUGUUCUUGGAUAGAGGCCAAGUUUGCAUUUUUUAGAGUUCGAAAGAAAUGGAAUAAUUCCAUUAGGCAUAAUUUAUCAUUGCACCAUUGCUUUCGUAACCGAAAAAGAGAAGAAAGGGGAAAAGGUGGUUACUGGGAGCUGGGAGUCGACCCAAAAAAAUGUGACCGGAAACGAAUUCGAAAUAGAAAAAUUUUGCAUCCAACGGAAAAUCAAACUGCUAAGUUCCAGUAUGAACACUUAACAGAAAUACAACAAGCCAACUCUGCUCGGCAAAAUCAUGCAAGAUUCGUUCAAAAAUCGAAGACAAGUAGUCUUCCAGAAAAAUCUGAAGCAAAUAUCUUUAAUAUCGUGCCCCAUGAAGAACCUAAUAUAGCUGAUAAAAAUGAUGAGCAACGUCAGUUACGAAGAAUAAAUAAAGAGGACAUUUUAAAAAAGAAGUCUGAGCUUGACACUAUUAUAUCGAGUACUGAAUCAUUUUUAACAGAACCUCAAAACUUAAACUGUUUUUUUUCCAACAAGACGGAUACUACCAACACGCCCAUUCCUGCAGAAAAGAAUUUCUGCACAUUCAAUAAUUUCUAUUCCGAAAUGACACCUGUGCUUGCUUCAAAUUCAAAUAUCGUAGAAGACCAAAAUUUAUCAAAUGAUGUAUCCUGUCCUAGCCAUGCAUGCAACAUAACAAUCAAUUAUGAUUACACUAACUUUCAACCAAUAGUAGAUAGCAUUGCCGAGCAGUUCCAAUGCCUGCAUGAUAGCGCUGAGUAUGAUCGAAACGACGACAUCUUAGAAAACCUUCUUGAUGUUUGUGUUACGCACUAUUAAAACAGAACUUAUUGCAAUACAAAAACCAAAAAUGUUUGUUUACAAAGCUAUUAUACAAUGAUUCAAUAAAGUGGCUUGUAUUAUCGACGAUUUUAUUUCUCCGGCUCCAUUCCAAAAAUUUAAGGUUCGUUCGCUUUACUACUUCA